UGCGUGCCUGCGCUUCUUGUACUGCCAUUCCAUCCAUCCUGCCUCGUUCCUCAGCCUCGUCGUCGUCGUGGGCGUCGUUGCAGGCACACGCACCUCAGUUUCUCUCCAUCUAUCUCAAGUUGCUGCUGACAACAGAAUCACCACCCUCACUUUCCUUUGUUCCGCCUUCCCCUUGACACCACCACCACUUUGUUUUGUGCGCGUGGUGCAGCGCCAUCUCCCCACACACUCACGGUUCACAUCUGCCCCCCCCCCCCGAUCAAAUCAUCGAUCACACCACCCUAAUCAACAACAGCAGCAACAGCAGCAACAGCUACAACAACACCUCUACUCUACUUUCACCACAAACAACCACUUGGGUGCUUGUUGUUGGUUUCACCGCAGCGCACUCCUCCCUCUCUGUUCCACGCCAAGUGAGAGCCAAGAAGAGAGAGGUGAAGGACGCACAUCCCUUCCUUCCCUGUUCCAGUCCCCUCAACACCAUGAGCAACCCUGGUGGCCGUGGCCGCAAAUCAAGCUCGGCCGAUUCGCGAGCAACCAGCAUGGAUAAGCAAUCCAGCCUGCACUCCAUCACCAGCGCCCAGCUGGACACCGCCCUCUUUGGCCAGGAGGACGCCCGCUCCUCCGCCUCCCACCAACACCAGCACCAGCAGCACCAGCCCCAACGCGCAGGCAGGCCCAUGUCCUUUGCCUCGCAGCCGCAGCAGCCUCUGAGGCACCGCGACUCGGCCGCUUCCUCCAGCGCCUACCAGCAGCGCCGCACCUCCCUCGACUGGACCCGCCUCAACGCCGAGGCCGCCCACGCCCCGCGCAGCAUGCCGCCCACGGACGUGCCGGAGCCGCCAGAGAACCCCGACGUGUUCUCCCAGCGCACCAACUACGUGACGGAGGAGGACUUCCUGCGCCAGCGCGAGCAGGACCGCGCAGUCGCCUCCAGCGGCAAGAAGAACCCGGCAGACACGGGCUACAUCAGCAGCCUCGUCACGGGCGUGCGCGUCGACAACAUCAAGACCAGCCUCAUCCGCAAGUCCCAGCGCGACAAGCCCAAGAAGGACGGCGCCAUCCAGGAGGAGGACGAGGACGAGGACGAGUAUGACGACGACGGCGAGGAUGACUACGUGGACGGACACACCAACCCCCGCGCCUCGCGCCUACAUAGCCACGCCACCGCCGCCUCCGCCUCUGCCGCCGCCGGUCGCAGGCACACGGCCGCUAGCCACAGCGCUGACCAUGCCUCCGUCCGCAGCGGCGGUCACAAGUCCUCCUCCUCGUCGCAGGCGUCUUCUUACGCCAUCCUCUCCGAGCGGGGCGAUGACUCGCACGCCCAGGGUUAUGCCUCCGUCGCCACCGGGGACCACGCCCUGGACACGAGCGGCAGCAACAACGCGGCGGUGCUCACCCUGGACCACCAGCAACACACUGGCGGUGACAGCGACGUCGACGCAGCGCGCUUCGACGGCAACGGCGCCGCCCACAGCGCGCUGGAGAUGGCCAUGCAGGAUGUCUCUGCACAGCUCCUCGACAGCCAACAGCAGGACCAACACCAACACCAGCAGCAGCAGCCACAGGCCGCGGUGUUCUACGACAACGUGACACAGUCUGCGCUGGAGCGCAGCGGCGCCAGCGCCGGCGAUGACGGCGCCAACGACAACAACUCGCGGCGCGCCAUCAACCAGACAUACGCCAGCACCUCUCCUGCCAACAGCAGCGCCACACCCGGGUCCCGCGCCGCUGGCAAGCGCCACCCCAUGCUCAUCAACGCCGCCGUCAACAACACCAACCGCCGUCCCUUUGCCAACAACAACAACAACACCUCCGCCAUCAUGGCAGCUGAGGACGACAACAACACGCUGCAGGGUGGCUUCUCCCGCAACAACUCGUACCAGCGCGCGUCGUACCGCCCGCCGUCGUCCCAGCCCUCCUACCGCGGGCCGGGUGAGAUGACGCUCAAGCGCCGCCACUUUGGCGGCAAGGACCGCGGCUUUGUCACCAAGGUGCACAAGGCCGUGACGGACGGGCAGGUGGUGAUCCCGGACCCGCACACGCUGCGCAGCCCCGUCACCACGGUGUACGCGCGCCACGAGGAUUUCUACGCCGACGGAAACAAGUCGUACUACGUGCCGGACAGCCGCAAGAAGCGGCGCAUGUGCUGCGUCGUGCCGUGCUACAACGAGCCCAGCGACGCGCUCCGGCGCACGCUGACCUCGCUGCACGGCCAGCUGGACAACCUGCGCAAGCUCGACUUUGACUUCCACGUCGUCGUCAUCAUGGAUGGCUGGCAGCUCACGUCCGAGUCCAUGCGCACGUACCUGCAGACCAUCUUCGACAUGCCGGAGAACGUGGAGAACGAGGGCCCCACGUGGUGGGACGACCUCAACACGCUCGAGGGCAACCCCUCUGUGGAGACGUUUAUCAUCCAGAACGUCAACAUUGAGACGUGGACGGUGGAGCCCGUGUUCAUCGAGCCCGAGGAGUUGCCUGGCGCGCGCAUGCACAUCACGCUCAUUGUUAAGCGCGACAACCGCAGGAAGCACAACACGCUCGAGUGGUUCUUCCGCUCCUUUGCUGUCGAGUACGGUGCAGAGUACAGCUUCACCACGGAUUGCGGCACCCUCUUCCAGAACGACACCAUCUACCACCUGGCGCGCCACCUGGACCUAUUCCCGCGCUGCGGUGGCGUGACAGGCCGGCAGCGUGUCAUGUCUGCCAAGCAGCAGGGCGUGGACCACGAGAGCUGGUACUCCGCGUGGAUGCGCAGCGUGCAAGGUUUCGAGUACGAGGCGACGUAUGCCUCCUAUGUCGGUGCCUUCUCCAUGGCGGGCAUGCUUCCCGUGAUUCCGGGCCCCUGCGGGCUCUUCAACAUGAAGCACCUCAACGGGCAGGGUGUGGAGUUCUUCUUCGACAAGGUCAAGCAGGACCCCGACACGGCCGGCCUGUUGCUGGGUAACGGCCUCCUGGCUGAGGAUCGCUUCCUUUCCUACGCCGCCGUCGUGUCCACGGGCAAGCCCACCAUCACUGAGUUUGUGCCGGAGAGCGUGUUCUUCUUCGAGGCAGAGACCGAGCUGCGCACGUUUGUCUUCCAGCGUCGUCGCUGGAACAACGGCACCUUUGCUUGCUUCGUCUGGCUCAUGCUCAAUCUCGACAUCAUCCGCAAGUCCCCCCACGGCAUUGUCUUCAAGCUGCUCAUGCAGUUCCUCAUUGUGUGGCAGGUCAUCUGGCUUGGCGUUUCCCUGAUUGCCCCCGCUCUGUUCCUGGUUUUGCUUCGUCUCGGUGUUCGACAUACCUUCCCUGCCAACGAGGAGGGGGGGUCCAGUUUCUGGGCAGACAUGAUUUGUCUCGUGUACAUGGUGCUCUAUGUGACGUUCAUUUCGCAGCACGUCCGGUCCAAGUUUGAGGCGUGGCUGUUCCACGUGUUUACGCUCAUACACGGCAUCGCAGUGCUGUUCAUCAUCUCGACGUUCAUCCACGCAGCUGCGACGCGACGUGACCACGUUGUCGACCUCACCCUCUACCUCUUCGCCGUGUACCAGGGCGCGCCCAUCCUGCUGUCCCUGAUUGUGAGCCCGCGCUCGUGCGGGUUCCUUGUCAAGUACUUUGUGCCCUACAUGAUCUUCCUGCCGACGCACACCAUGACCUUCUGGACGUAUGCGCUCACGCGCACGUUUGAUCUCACGUGGGGUAACCGCCCCACAACCCACAAAGUCCCCAAGAACGAGCGCAACCUCAUUGUGGAGAAGCUCAAGAGCAGCGCCGUGUCGCUGAUUGGCUUUGUGGCCUGCAUCAACCUCCUCAUCGCCGUGGUGCUGCUUCAAAUUGCCGUGUCCGGGCGAACGCUGUGGAUCAUCUGGACCCUCGUGUCCCUCAUGAUCUUCUCCGGCGUGCAGAUGGCGCUGUCGUUCUGCUUUGCGCUGGAGUACCAUCUCAUCCGCCGCGUCCGCCGCUGGAUCCGCAUUGGCCGCCUCAACCUCGCCCGCCACAGGCGCAAGAACAAGCGCAAGCUCCCCGAUUCAGGCCAGAGCCAGGCACAACUCCUCGAGUGGGACAACACUGGUGUACCAAAGUAACAAACCAAACGAGGAGCCACGACCGCGCAGUACACCAGCACUGCUGCUGUGGCGGUACCCUGCUCGCAGUUCCCUUUCCUGGCUGCUGCUCUUCCUCUAAUUGCUUCUCUUCUUUUCUUUGGGCUUGUGGCGAGAUUUGGGUGGCGUGCGCGUGAUAUCAUCAUUGAGCGAUGUGUGUAUGUGUGUGUGUGUGUGAUAUGAUUUGAUUUGAGUUGAUUUGAUUUCAGUGGCGUUGUGCCUGCUUCUUUUCUUGGCUCCUGUUCUGCGUCCCCUCUCUUUUGCUUUGCUGUCUUCUCUUUCUUUCUUCUUUCUCUUGUCGAGCGAGAGAACUGACUUGACUGAUUUAUCGCGCGAGCACGGCUCGUGUGUUUUGAUGUUCGGUUGACUUGUGCCCGUGCCGGGACACAGUGCGCGUUGUUGUUCGUUGAACAAAUCAAAUGAACCAUCGAAACAAACGAAACCAAC
Messenger RNA from Salpingoeca rosetta, 4529 nucleotides. RefSeq lists its product as uncharacterized. The transcript is spliced from 4 exons. Gene Ontology annotation, molecular function: chitin synthase activity. Bases 483 to 4064 code for a protein of 1193 amino acids. NCBI's taxonomy places the organism in Eukaryota, Choanoflagellata, Craspedida, Salpingoecidae. The record is from RefSeq and is a predicted model, not a curated record. Gene Ontology annotation, cellular component: cell septum; cell periphery.